AUGUUGCUCUCCACCGUCUACCGCUACCUCCAGGGCCAGUCAGGCCUGCCCUCGACACUGCCAGCUAGAGGGUCUGUUGAUAUGGCCAAGGAUGAGUCUCGAAAGAUACACCUCUUGUGCAAGGGUCUGGAGCACUUCCGUGAAAUAUUCUACACAGAGCCAGAGGAUAAGAGCACAGUUACUGUAGCUGUCAUGCAAGACCUGCUUUCCCCUGGCUCGACGAGUACUGUCAAAGGAAUGAUAACAGACCAGGAGCCUAUCACUCCUGCUACUUUUAGGCAGGAUCAGGACGCUCCAGGCACAACGAAUUUUUUCAAGAAGAUGGCAGUAAGCCAGGACCCUGCCGCCUCUGCUGAUACCACCCAAGACCAAGAGCUUCUUAGCUCAACAAAAACUCUCACGGAUACCGUGGCGGACCGGAAGCCACGCAAAUACGUGAUGACAACGGGAGAGGACCUUUUCCAGUCACUGUUUGCGACGGAGAAGACUCCGCCUACCUCUCCGGGUAGUGUAGGAUCAGACAGCACAUUGGUGGAUCCUUCGUCACGGAAAGUAUCACCGGCUGACUCGGAGAUCCGUGCCAAGGGUAGUCCCAUCGCUGUCAAGGAUUUUGCCUAUCCCUCUUCAGAUAGCAAACAUGUGCUCGAUCAAGAGGCUGUUAUCGAAGAGGACACAAAGAGGCAGUUGUUGAAGCAGCUGAAGAAGAAAACGGCGGCGGAGGAGAAGGGUUCCCGGAAGGUCGUAAAGCUGACGGCACGAAACAAGACUCUCGGUGCCCAGCUGAAAUUAGCUAUAUCAAACGUCCAGAAUAGAGAGGCACAAGCCGACCUUGCAAAGACAUAUGCAAACGCCAUGACCUUGUCGAAUGUCGUUCUGAGACAAGUGGUGAAGGAUCUUAAUAAUGAGCUAAAUCGUGAGAAGAACGGCGCCCAAGUCCAGGGGACUCAGUCGCAAGGAGAGACAACCUGGAGUCAACAAAAGGAGGAACCGCUACAGAAUCAUUUCGAACUUGCAGACGAAUUCCGUACUAGUGCCUAUGGACCUAGGGCACGUUUGGAAAACGCUUCGGUUGAGCGUAGCCAGGGGAUGGACGACAUGGAUGGCCAAGGAUCCAUUCAAGAAGAGAACAUGUCCCCGAUGGGCAAAAUUGUGGAACCGAAGAAUUCUGGGUCUGUUGCUGUCGAAGUCCUUGAUCGAGAAGCCUCACAAGCUGAAGAAGCUCUUGACGAGGUUAAAGAGCACGAGAUAGAAAAAGUGGAGACAGAAGAAGAGAAGGAAGAUGAGGAGCAGUUUAGGAGCGGGGGCUCCCCUGCUGAAGAGACAACGAGUCAAGUCGAUGUGAACGUGGAAUGGAUCUUUCCCAGUCGCAAGCCCCAAGAGGCUACUGUAGGCAAAAAGCCCGGCAAUGGCUUGAGCGAACCGAGCGGCGAACACCAAGUUUCUGAAACGUAUGACGAUGAUUCCUUUCCGGCUGUCAAGGACUUUAUCUCACGGAGCGACAGUGAUGGAAAUCCUGCAGCCCACGAGCACAUCAUGGACGAUAUUGCGAAGCACGAUGAUAUCCAACGUAUGGGUAUUGGCCAUGAAGGCUGUAUCGAUGGGAAUAAUGGAUUCUCCGAAGCAGCGGGCCCAGCGACGCUAUGGGGGAUUCUCCGAUCCAAUGAGCGUGAGAAUGAGGUGGAGGAUAAGGCAGAUGUUGUUGAGGAGGCAGCUGGUGUCCCUGAAGCAGCAGGUCUAGCUACAUUGUGGGGAGUCGUCCGGUCGGAACAGUAUGAGAGUGAGGUGGACGACCAAGAUGGUGCUUGCGAUGACGCAGUAGACGUUUCUCAAGUAGAGGUUCCAGGGCCGGCCACCCUCUGGGGCAUCUUGAAAUCGAAUCGCGCAUCCUCAGGUGACGUUUUCUGUGAGGAAGGCGUUGGAAACCAAACAGGAGCGAACAGCCACACAGUUCUCGAUGAGUCUGAGAAUAAUGUUUCUGCAGAUCUUCUGGACGAAGGCGACGCAGAGCUCAUCCCCUCGUCUCAUGAUGAUUAUGCGCCAGAUCUCAACGACGACACCAACGACCUAUACGAUGUCGAUGUCAGCGACGAUGAAGAAGAGAUCAUGGAGCCAUCCGCCGCCACGAAUGCUCCCACCGUCGAAGAAGACCCGGCUCCUAGGCCUCACGGCUCUGUUGACGGCGACGUCGUCGCAAUUCAGGAAGUUGACGCCCAAGAGGUCACUGUAGAAGAGCUUGUGAAUACUAUUGAUGCAGACUCGCCCGAUGCUGUCGAGCCUAUCACAGAGGAUUUGAAAUUUGUUGAAGUGGGGGUUCACGAUGUGGGGAACGGUACGGGAGAGGUCGUCCACCUUCAAGAGAGUGUGGUUUCUGUCGUUGAAAAUAUGCCAAUUGGUACGGUCGAAGACGUGAACGAGUUUGUCGGUAAUGCGACCGUGGUUCGGGUGGAGAAGGCUGCACAGGAGGUCAACGCAUCCGGAGCAGGCGCGGUGGUCGAACAGCUAGGGCACAGCUGUGAGAAAGAUAUUGACAAGCUAACGCAGAAUGAUGCUGUCGCUCGUGCUCGUGCUCGUCCUUUGCUAGAGGCUUCUGAGGGGGAGUUGGGUCCAGAGGAGGGUGACGCAUUGGAGGGGUCCGCAGAAUCUAGAAGCUCACAGGUCAUCUGCGAAGAUCCCCGCGGUGGAUAUAUCCACGAGCUUCCAAACGUGGUUGCUGGAGUGCCCACCAUCACCGCAGCCGAAAGUGAUGGUACAAAUAGCGGGGCUGUUCAUCCACAACCUCUCACUCCUCCCGGCACUCCCCUACCAUCACCACGUACCUUCUCGCCCCCACAAGCCGAAAACUUCGAUUUCACUCCCCGAAUGUCGAAGCCGAUGGGGGUGUCCAAGACCGGGAAGCGUAGGCUUGAGCGCCAGCGUGCCGCAACCAAGAAGAAGGACGAAGCAGCGGUGAAGCGUCGGAUGGAAGAAGAGGCUGCCAAGACGCCAGAAGCAUUGGCUCAGCGUCAAGCCGAGGAGGAUGUGAGGCUGGGAGGGAAGCAAAUGAAGUUGCAGGCUGCAACGGAGAAGGCCAUCGGUUUGCAGAGCGCUAAGUAG
This is a messenger RNA of Letharia columbiana, 3093 nucleotides long. RefSeq lists its product as uncharacterized. The record is from RefSeq and is a predicted model, not a curated record. NCBI's taxonomy places the organism in Eukaryota, Fungi, Ascomycota, Lecanoromycetes, Lecanorales, Parmeliaceae. The transcript has 3 exons. The coding region runs from base 1 to 3093 and encodes 1030 amino acids.